Molecule: messenger RNA, 1930 nt
Organism: Camponotus floridanus (Florida carpenter ant)
Lineage: Eukaryota; Metazoa; Arthropoda; Insecta; Hymenoptera; Formicidae
Product: neurotrimin
Exons: 6
Coding region: 947-1771 (274 amino acids)
Biological process (GO): synapse organization
Cellular component (GO): neuron projection membrane
Source: RefSeq, a predicted model, not a curated record
AGGGCGUCUCUCCCGGGCAGCGCAGGGCCGCGCAAAAGCCGCGUUGCACGCACUGUCAGUUCUCUUCAGUUUCGCUCGGAUAUCCGUGCAACGAGUGACCUUCGUGCUGAUCCGACGUCGGAGCGUCUGCCGAUAAUCGUCCGAGAUCGUUCCCUUAUCGAGGGGAUCGGCCGCGUGUCGAGACCGGCCGGAGACACGCCUGUCGUCCCGAUGGGAAAAAAGGAUGCGUGCUUCUUUUACGAUACGUUCGUUUUUCCUCGGGAUUGAUUUCUGUCUCCCUAAUGUCGAUUUUCGCAUCGAGAAUAAAAUUGCAGCAGAAUUAAAUAGAGCGUGUAAGAGACAGUGAAUUUUGAGAUUCGAGUCUUGUAUUUAUAUCGCGAGAGAGAGGGAGAGAAAUCCGAAGAUAUGAUUUCGUAUUUCGAAUGACACGAUGAGCGCGACGAUCAAACGGGCGAUUUCAUCGGGGAUUCGAUAAGAUGAGGGCCGCAAAGGGAUGAGGGAGAGACAAAGAUCCGGAAGGAUGCACGUAUAUCACGCCCCGCCGGUGCUUUUCAAUUACGCGAAUCUAGAUCGCGAGGCUGUUAGCAAAUUAAGCGGGCUCGAGAACGGACUAUGCGGGCUGAACGCGAUGUAGAAAGAGGGAAAUAACGACCGGCACGGCCGUCGCGAUGAGCAAUCGUCUUGCUAUAAAUUCGCAAUUACAAAAUAGGGACGUAACGAUGCCAUGGAGCGUAGAGGCAAGAAAAACCGGGAAUCGUCGAUUUAUCCGAUAAACUCGUCUUGAUUUCGUUUUCCGGCAAUUCCCGUGUGCAAAGUACGCGAAAUUCGCGCGGGCGAUUUUUUUCUACGACCUGCAGAAGACGUUCUUCAGGAUCGAGAUCGGACACAACGGCACACACGAGGAAGAAAUCGACCAGCAUCCCGAAACGACUAUGAGAGAUAAAAAAUGAGGUGCCUAAUCUUAACCCUCGGUCUGCUGGUUUCGGUGCAAGGACCUACCCGUUGCACCGCCGAUCGCAGGAUACACGAGGAUCGCGCAUCAGAGCCGCUCGAUCGAGGACCGUAUUUUGAUGUCUCUGUCUCUCGCAACGUGACAGCCCUCGUCGGCCAGACGGCAAUGCUAAAGUGUCGAGUACGAAAUCUAGGCGAUCGAACGGUGUCAUGGGUGAGACACAGGGAUAUCCAUCUUCUCACCGUGGGCGUCGAGACAUAUACAUCGGACCAGAGAUUCGUCGCGUUACAUUUUCCGCACACGGAGGACUGGGCGCUACAAGUAAAAUACCCUCAACGACGAGAUUCUGGCACAUACGAGUGUCAAGUAUCCACAACGCCGCCCAUAGGUCAUUCCAUGCUCCUUUCUGUCGUCGAGCCUGUGACGAUAAUUAUCGGGGAACCAGAAAUGUAUAUAGACAAGGAUAGCACUAUGAAUUUGACCUGCAUUGUACGACAUAGUCCUGAACCACCAUUUACCAUUAAAUGGACUCACAAUAAUGAGGCGAUCAAUUACGACAGUCCGAGAGGGGGGGUAUCGGUUAUCACGGAGAAGGGCGAAGUAACGACGUCGUACCUUUUAAUUCAACGUGCUCAACCGGCGGAUAACGGACAAUACACCUGCCAUCCCAGUAACGCCAACACAAAAACAAUCUUAGUUCAUGUACUUAAUGGGGAACAUCCGGCUGCGAUGCAACACGGCGGGCAGCUAAGAUUAGCCAAUUUACCUUUUGUAAUGAUCUCAACGACGCUUCUGACCUUUUUGAAUCAUCCUUACUAGACGUAGAAAUGGACCAUUAUAAAUGUUAAUUAGAGAUAUUCCUUUCAAAUUUCUCUUUUUUCACUUCUUUAUUACUUGAUUCUCAAGAAAAGAGCACGAGUGUCUAUUGAAUAUUCCAUGGAUUAAACUUCGUAUGAAUAAUUGAUCGAUAAAAUAAAC